CGUGUAAAUUCGUGAUUUUCGCGCGUGUGCAUAGGAAGAAAACUUGGAAAACUCUACCUCGAGACUGUUCCCGGGCCACCCCUCAACACGAGACAUUGGUGAGAAGUCGAAGUAAGAUGUAUGCACGAGUGCAUCGUGAUAUUUUGAAAUCGCGAGUUAACUCCGUCAUUAGCGAAAAGCCAAGUACAACUGAAGGAAAGUGAAGUUUGUCGAAGACGCGAAUUUCGCGCCAGUUAACGCGGUGUUUGAAAUCACAAAUUUUGCGAGUGUACAGUUCGGGAGUGCGUGAGACUAUUGAGGAAAGAGCGAUCUGUGAAUUAAGGAAGAUCUUUCUGCGGAGAUAGACGAGAAAGAUUACUGAUAACCGUCUGACAGGGCCACAAUACGUGAUCCAGUGGAAUGCUUGCGGCAGAUCACGUUUUUAAACGCGCUAUCAUAUACCGCGUAUAUGUGAUAUCAUUGGCGCAUGCGCGGCCUACAUCAGAGGAAGAGUUGACAGUUGGUGUCACUAAGCACCCUAGGCCCUAGGCACUCAGUCGUCAACAUGGCGGAUAGCGACUUACUCGUUACAAUCUCGGGCGCGGCGCUUUCGCUGCUAUUCUUCGAGAAUGUCCGCAGUGUCGGCAAUCAGAUGGGCUUCCUUCUCGGGGAAGCGCUCGAAUUUGUCGUCAAGACCUACACCGACUCUGACAAUCAAGUGGAGACCGUCAAGAUUCAUAUUAAUGUGGAGGCUAUUGUAACAUGUCCUUUUCCUGAUCUUAUGCAUGAUAGCAUUCAUAUCAACAAGGAGAAACUGAAGGAUUUUGUGCAUGAUAAGAGCAAACAAGUAAUUGGUUGUUUCCGUUUUCGCAGAAAUACAACCAAUUUGACUCUUACCUGUACAGAUAAGCUUCUGCACAAACAGUUUGCCUCGCACUUCUCUGGUGGAAAUGGCUGUAAGGAAGAUUUCUUUCUUACUUGCCUUCUGAGUGCCUCUACUUCUGAAACAUCUGGUACUCACAAGUUUCGCCAUGUGUUCCUCAGGCGUAAUAAGCGAGGAAUAUUUGAACCGAUAUCUUUAAAAAUAAACAAUCUGGGAGAUGAUGCAUCCAGACACGAUGGUUCAGAUUAUAAACCGACACCUGUUAGAAAGUCUACACGCACACCUGAUGGCUUUACUGAACUAAUAGAAUCAUUGAAUUUGGAUGUAGCGAGGAUAGGUGGAUUAGGCUCCGCUAUGCUAAUUCAAAGGGCUGCUGAACAACAUUUGAUGUCACUGAUCCCGAAAGUGUGUGAAUCCGAUCUGGAGGUAGCCGAAUUGGAGAGGCAAGUGCGCGAAUUGAGAACCAAAGUCACAGUACAACAAUCGGCCAAAAGGUCAAAAAUCAAUGGCGAAAACUGCAAUAGAAUCUCCAAGACAAGCAGGGAGAAUUGCCUUUUGGAAAAAAUCGAUUCUUCGGCGAAAAAUGAGAUGAGAAUCGGCGAUGACGCGCGUCUCCAAAGAGAGGACAUUCCGUCUUGCACUACCAAUAAUCGAACUCCCUGCCGCAAUACCGCCGCCUGCAUCGCUAAAAGCGCAGAAAAAUCUCGCCGAUUGGGACGCAGCAGUCCACAAGAAAGUAGUAACCAACAUCAAGAAACACAAAACUCCUUCACCAAUAGCAGGCGCUCCAUUCCGGAAAUUGCCACUGAAUCUAUUUGUCAAGAAGGCAGUGAGAUAAGCCUAGGUAGAGGCAGGGGUAGCGGUCGGGGCAGUCACGAAUUCACGCCGGGCAUGAAGAAAAUACGUCGUACUCCAGUCAUACCUCACAUGUAUUCCUCUCGCGAAAGAAGCACCACACCAGAACAGGAUUUUUCUGACGCAGAAUGCCCUGCUACUGUCAAGUCUCCCGUUCUCAGGUCCUACAACCAGGUAACAAAAAAGACAAAUCUGGACAAGUGCAAUUCAUCAGUGGCAUCAUUGGAUAUUUGAGUGAAGAAAUUAAACUCCAGAGAAAUAUAUUGUUUUAACUUUUCUCUAACUUCAGACAUUCAAAAAUUUGAGGAAGAUUUGAAAGAACCUGAAAAAAUAAAAAAAAAAAAAGGAAAUUCUAAUGUCGUACAAAGCACAUGAUUGAAGGAAUUCGAAAAAAAUUUGAGAGAAU
This is a messenger RNA of Formica exsecta, 2123 nucleotides long. RefSeq names its product BRISC complex subunit FAM175B-like. Gene Ontology annotation, molecular function: microtubule binding; polyubiquitin modification-dependent protein binding. NCBI's taxonomy places the organism in Eukaryota, Metazoa, Arthropoda, Insecta, Hymenoptera, Formicidae. Bases 545 to 1951 code for a protein of 468 amino acids. Gene Ontology annotation, biological process: mitotic spindle assembly; protein K63-linked deubiquitination; attachment of spindle microtubules to kinetochore. Gene Ontology annotation, cellular component: nucleus. The record is from RefSeq and is a predicted model, not a curated record. The transcript has 8 exons.